AUGGCGCACAAAAAGAUGCUUAGAAGAUUGAUGGUCCAUGACAUCCAGCGAAUUCUUUUGUGGAUGUUCAAUUUGCGUAAGAGGCCGUCAUUCCUGCCUCUGAAGACAUCUGAGCGGCCCACAACAGCCAUCAUGGUAAAGAUGAGGGACACACCUAUAAACAUUGCAAAGCUUAUAUCAAAGCUCAGAAUAAGAAAUCCGGUGCUGAUCAACGAAAGGAUUCCGUUUGACAUGUUGUUUGACUGCAUACUAAGAGAGGGGAAGUAUGAAGAUAUCCAGCCUUCCCUCGACUGUGUAUCUGCUGAGAACCUGAGCCUUGUUCCAAUGGCAGACUUCAGGACGGUUCAGUGCUCAGGGAUAUUUGUACCAGAAAAAACACCUCGAAUGGAAAUUGACAUGCAGAAAUACAACGAGUCCCAGCAGAUGUCUGCACAUGACAUCCUUGCAUUGGAUGUUGAGAAGGUCAAAACAAGCCAAGGAAAAGAACUAGGGCGGGUUUCACUUGUUGAUGGCAGUGGAAAAGUGAUCUACGAUAAGAUAAUCAAGCCAAGGAGAGGCGUUAUUGACUACUUGACAAAAUACAGCGGGCUUACAAAAGAGAUUGUGGAUAAAGGCAUAGAUGCAGAAAUAUGCAAGGAAGAGGUACUUGGGCUGAUUGGAGUCAACACUAUUAUUGUUGGGCAUGGGAUUGAAAACGAUUUAGAGUCUUUACAGCUGUACCACAGUAAAAUAAUAGACACAGCACAUUUAUUUUCAAGUCCUGAAGGAAGGAAAAUAUCACUGGACGAGCUUUCGAAAAAAUACCUUAAAAAGUCGAUUCACAGUAGCACGCACGACUCCACAGUAGAUGCACUCACGUGCCUGGAGCUUCUAUCGAUCAAGAUCCAGCAUGUUUUUAGACUUUUAAAUCCAGAAACACAAGGCAUUAGCAUAAAUGCAAGAAUUUGCAACAUGCACAUAGAAGAUCUUGCUGGCGAAAUAGAAAAAGGAUUGCUUGGUAUGGUUGCCACUGACUGCAAAAACAUUGAAAAGCAUAUGAACAUCCACAAAAAAAGAAAAGACAUAUUGUGGAUGCUUAUGUAUGAGGCAGAUGGCAAGGCAUACAUUGGCUUCUAA
Ordospora pajunii is the source of this 1116-nucleotide messenger RNA. RefSeq lists its product as uncharacterized. The record is from RefSeq and is a predicted model, not a curated record. The transcript has a single exon. Gene Ontology annotation, cellular component: nucleus. Lineage: Eukaryota; Fungi; Microsporidia; Ordosporidae. The coding region runs from base 1 to 1116 and encodes 371 amino acids. Gene Ontology annotation, molecular function: exonuclease activity; nucleic acid binding.